AUGUGUGGCCGCAUGGAGUUCACUGCUCUGGGCACCAACAUCUUCGUCGACACCAACCCGCAUAACCGCGGCGACCACGCUCCCCCAGCCGUCAUCUACAACACGGAGACCGCAGCCCUCACCGUGGGCCCGCGUUUUCCAUGUGGGAUUGAUCGCCUAGCAACUACCAUAGCUGUCGGCAAAACGAUAUAUGUCUUGACAACCGCAAACUUGCCUGAUCUCCCAUGUUUGCAAGCCUUGUCGUGGCGCAGAGUCGCCGCAGACAACAUAUGGGAUCCAUACAUGGAUUGGUCCUGGAACAGAGUGCAGUCACAACCACCGUUCAACGGAGUAGACAUCGUCGGCUACGCGUUGCACCCGGACGGACGUACCAUCUUCAUGUCUACAAGGAAGGGAACCCACUCCUUGGACACCAGCAACGGCGUGUGGGCAGACCUUGGGGACGACUGGGUUUUGCCCUUCAAAGGCCAAGCCUUCUUCGACGCAGAGCUAAAUGCAUGGGUUGGGACGGAUCGCAAGGGCGCUGGAUAUGUUUGCUGCUGUCAGGUUGCCUCACGCAGCGCCACCACCAAACGGCCGCUGGAAUGCAGGGUGCUCAAGGAGAAGCUGUUUCGCCGCAACAACGAGGAGCAUUACAUGGAGGAUGGCCGGCACAAGGAUGUCACUCUUACCUACAUGGGCGAUAGCAGGUUUUGCCUCGUCGAGAACAUCGUAUCCAGCAAGGAAGCCAUCGACACUGUGCUCCAUGUCACCUUGUUUGGCCUCAAGUAUGACCACAUGGGAGAGCUCCAAACUAAGAGUCGCCGUGGCACUAGGUCCUAUGCAGUGUCCAAGAACACUCGUUAUUUCUCUCAUGCAACAUUCUGGAUGUAA
Molecule: messenger RNA, 873 nt
Organism: Triticum dicoccoides
Lineage: Eukaryota; Viridiplantae; Streptophyta; Magnoliopsida; Poales; Poaceae
Exons: 1
Coding region: 1-873 (290 amino acids)
Source: RefSeq, a predicted model, not a curated record